This is a messenger RNA of Stegastes partitus (bicolor damselfish), 903 nucleotides long. RefSeq names its product F-box protein 48 (gene fbxo48). The transcript is spliced from 3 exons. Gene Ontology annotation, molecular function: protein binding. Bases 90 to 539 code for a protein of 149 amino acids. Lineage: Eukaryota; Metazoa; Chordata; Actinopteri; Pomacentridae. Gene Ontology annotation, cellular component: cytoplasm; SCF ubiquitin ligase complex. The record is from RefSeq and is a predicted model, not a curated record. Gene Ontology annotation, biological process: SCF-dependent proteasomal ubiquitin-dependent protein catabolic process.
ACGUGACGCCGUGUGUGUAAACACAGCCGUUGGGACAUUUAAACAGUCAGCUGUCGGGAACCGGAGCGACCAACCGACGCUGCUCCGAUAUGCAGCAUGAACCUUCCAGGUUUCUCCUCCGUGAAGGACGACCCGCCGUGACGCCGGGCGCCGGAAGCCGUCCUCACAACUUUGUGGAGACGCUGCCGACGGAGAUGAGCGUGAGGAUCUUCAGCGAGCUGGACGCAGAGAGUCUGUGCAGCGCCUCCAGAACCUGCAGACUUUGGCAUCACAUCAUCGAGCAGAGCGAGCAGCUGUGGAGGAGGCAGUGUCUGCUGGUCCGAGCCGUCUGCUGGAGGGAGGUGGACGGAGACCGCAGGGACGGACUGUCCUGGAAGGUCACCCUGGUCAGGAACUACAGCCGCAGCUGCCUGAAGAGCGACUGGCUGCGAGGACGGUUCAGCCGGCUGAGGUCGGCCGACGAGCUGAGCGGCAGGACCAUGACGCCGCUGGACGCCGAGACGUGGGGAGAGAUUCUGCAGGCCGAGCUGGACAGAUGAUUCUGAGGACACCCCGAGCACUUCUGAGAGAUCAGUUUUAACUCUAAUAUAUAAUUUUAUACUGUGUGUGGCAGGAGCAUAAACUCUACCAAGUGUACAUAGUUCAUUUUUAUGAAGAAACACAGGAUCGUGCAAGAUGAAAUGAAUGAAUGAAAUGUUUGAUGUAAAUGUGGCUGAGAUGCAAUAAAGCUCCUGUUUGAGGCUCAGCUGCAGUUUUAUUGUCAGAAUCCUUUCAUGCUGUUUCUCUUAUUGAGUGUUUUCACAUGGAGGGCUGCAGCGAGUCGUUAUUAACUGUUAAUUAACAUUCAGCUGUUCUGAGCAUCACUUAGUUUGAGAAAUUUCUAAUAAAACAGUCUCAGCUGUA